AUGGCCGCGCCCAUACGUGCUGUGCUGGUUUUGCUGGUUUUAGCUUUUCUUGUCGGUGGAAUCAUUGAUGUACUUCGUAAUUUCGAAGACAACCAGUGCGAAAUGACAUGGAUGUACGAACAACCCGAAUACCACUCCAUAACACUGAAUAAGAAAUUCCAGCGACAAUUCCCUAGGUACGGGCUGUAUUUCUACGGAGAAGGAAACUACGCGCAUCAGAUGAAGAAAUUAAAGUUCGCGUUGACGGGUGUUCCUGUAUUGUUCAUACCAGGCAACGGUGGAAGCUACAAGCAAGUACGCUCCCUCGGAUCUGUGGCUCAAAGGAAAGCUCAAAACAUGAACAAUUUCUUCCAUUUUAAUUACUUUUCAGUGGACCUAAACGAAGAGCUAUCGGGCAUGCAUGGCGCCGUUUUGUAUCAGCAGACGGAGUUCGUAAACUAUUGUAUACGAAAAAUUCUUAAUCUAUACAAGGACUCCCCGUCUCCCCCGACAUCUGUAAUCCUUGUGGGUCACUCCAUGGGAGGUAUGAUCGCCAGGGCAUUGUUCACCCAGAAAAAUUUUGAUCCGAACUCUGUGUCUACUAUCAUCACACAAGCUACUCCUCAUCAGGGUUUGGUGUUGGUGCCAGACUAUCUUGUAGGGAAGUUUUACAAGGAGGUAAAUGGGUACUGGAAGGCUAACAAAAACACUAAGCUGAGAGAUGUUGUUGUUGUUUCUACUGGUGGUGGAUUUAGAGAUGUCCAAGUACGACAGGAUUUGACGUCUUUGGAUGGCCUGGUAGCACAGAAUGUGUCCAUCAGUACAUCAUCGAUGUCCGUGCCGAAAGCCUGGGUGUCAACAGAUCACUUAUGUGCAGUCUGGUGCCGUCAGAUGGUCAUGGUCACAGAGAGAGCGUUGUUUGACAUUGUCAAUAGGUCAACAUUGCAGGAGUCAGCAGAUGUGAAAAACAAAAUGUCUGUAUUCCGGUAUCACUUCCUGGAGAACCCAGGAAGUAGAGAGUAUCUCCCAGUUUGGGAUGAGAAGGUUGAGAUAAUAAAACCUGCUAUCUGGGAGCCUGUAACUACAAAGCAGUGGCUUAUUGUAAAGGAGAAAAGAAAGAAAUUUGUGUAUCUAACUGUUCCUAUCAGCAAAAACAAGAACACACUGGUAGCUGCAAGCAAUGCAAAAGUUGAUAACUGGAUCUUCGCUUGUAAGAUUAAACGUGGACAAGAUGACUGUGGAGAUACAUUGAACCUAGCCCAAAGAGGCAGAGUGAUUCCUCCCUUGUAUUCAAACAAGAGGGUUAUUCAGCUUGACUUGGCAGAAUUAACUGACUUCACACACGUUGUCUUGGUUUUGCCUCGUGGGGAAGACAAAACAGUGGUAUCUGGUGAAAUUGUUGGAAGGAGUGAGCUCUCCAGAACGUACAAACUCCCAGGUUUGCUGGAUAUCCUGUCAGCCUUCCCAGGAAGUUUGCUGUCCAAGAAAGAGAUAUUCAGAUUCAAGGGAAGCAACUCUGUAUUCUUUGAUGUAUCCCUGUCUGGUUUAAACAGUGUUUUCCACUCAUAUAAAGCCUAUCUAGACUCCACAGGGUGCCCCAACAGCACAGAUGAGUAUGAUGGCAGUGUAAUGCAGUUCCACAUGACCGAUGGCUUCGAAGACACCUUUGCCUUCAUCAAACAGGGGUUGUCUGGAGAAAUUACUUUAAAACGACAGAGUGUUUACAGGGGGAAAACACAGCAGAAAGUGCAACUUUUGUUGUAUCUACAGCCAGGUUGUAACUACAGACUGUCUAUCAAGCCAGAAAUUUUGGAUAGUAUGGGCCAGUUUAUUCGUUUUUAUGGACCAUUGUUAUUGGCAUUUAUUGUUGCCAACAUUUUAAUGGGUUUUAUUGGACAGUUAAGGUCACUAAAUAAAUCUACUAUUUGUCCCACAUUGUUAGAAUCAGUUGCGAAAUACAGUAGGCCAUAUUAUGUUAUUCCUUUGGAAUUAGUUAUUAGAUACUUACUCAGCCAUCAAACUGUUCACAGAUUUCUGUUACCUCUGGGUCUUCCUGAAGAUGAUAGCAUACAUCUGCAAAGGCUGAGAAUGUGGUUUUCUGGACUACCCCUCAUUCUUUAUUUGCUUGGCCUUGGGUUCAUUGCAUUUUAUGUUUACUUCUUUCAGAUCGUUUUGAAAGUUUGUGGAAAGGUUUUGUGUCGAGUAUGGUGUUGUCCUGAUGUUUGUUCAAGCCUCUUUAAGCUGUUGAAAUAUGGCCUGAUUUUGGCAGCUAUUGGAAUAUCCGGGUUUGUGUGUGGCAGCUUGGGCAUUGCUGUUUGUUGUUGUAUACAGCUUUUAAAAUUGAUUCGCCUUCGCUGUGCCUGUGAACACACAAGUCCUCAGCAGUUUCACUCGAUAUCAUUGUACAAUUUUCAUUUUUCCAUCUUUCUCAUGUUGCUAUGGCUUUUCCUCUUUGAUGCUCCCCCUCUAAUUGUCUGGGUGGGGCAUAUUAAGUUUAGUUACAGACUUGAGGACGACCCUAGUCGACUGGCUGGUGUACUGUGCUCUGUGGCCUAUCUUAUCAUCAGUACAUGGGACAAGCCUUCCCCAGUGAGGAACAUGUACACAAGUGUCAUCUACAUGCUCUAUAUUGACGUUAUUCUGUUGCUUUUAUAUGCUACUUAUUCUCAGUACAGAAUAGUGUAUGUUCUCGUAGCUGUCAUGCUUUCACUUAUUGUCCCCCAGAUUGUGUCCAAUACCAUACGUGAACCGAAUGUUUCUGAUGAAAAGGACAAAAAUGAUUAAUUGAGACAUAAAGCAUAAACAUACAAGAUUUCAACAAUAUUAUAACCAUUUUAUGCAAAAUUCAGUUUUAAUGAAUGAAAUAUUUUUAAAA
This is a messenger RNA of Liolophura sinensis, 2854 nucleotides long. Its product is annotated as GPI inositol-deacylase-like. NCBI's taxonomy places the organism in Eukaryota, Metazoa, Mollusca, Polyplacophora, Chitonida, Chitonidae. The record is from RefSeq and is a predicted model, not a curated record. Gene Ontology annotation, molecular function: phosphatidylinositol deacylase activity. The coding region runs from base 1 to 2763 and encodes 920 amino acids. Gene Ontology annotation, biological process: GPI anchor metabolic process; endoplasmic reticulum to Golgi vesicle-mediated transport. The transcript has a single exon. Gene Ontology annotation, cellular component: endoplasmic reticulum.